AUCUCCAAUAGCAAAAUGAGAAUUUUAAUGUCUUGUUUCCUCUUCUUUGCAAUCCAAGUGUUGGUGUAUUACAUGCUCUCACCAACAAAUGCUCUUUCUUUGACUUCAUACACCGAUAAACUUUCUUUGCUUGCUUUGAAGGAAAAACUUACAAAUGGUGUGCCAGAUUCUCUGCCAUCAUGGAAUGAAUCUCAACAUUUCUGUGAUUGGCAGGGUGUUACAUGUGGCCAUCGUCACAUGAGAGUCACUGUCUUGCAUUUUGAAAAUCAAACAUGGGGUGGUACUCUUGGUCCAUCCUUGGGAAAUCUUACAUUUCUCAGAAUACUCAAACUUCAAAACCUCGCUUUGCAUGGUGAAAUUCCAGCUCAGAUUGGUCGAUUGAAGCGCUUGCAAAUUCUUAACUUAAGAAAUAACAAACUUCAAGGAGAGAUUCCAAAAGAGCUUACUAACUGCACAAAUAUCAAUGUAUUUGAUUUGCGGGAAAAUCAUCUCAAAGGAAGAGUUCCAACAUGGUUUAGAUCAAUGAAGCAACUUAUUACCUUGGCUCUUGAGAAGAAUAAUCUAGUUGGUACAAUUCCAUCUUCCCUACAAAAUGUUUCAUCACUCCAAUGGCUAGCUCUUACAGAAAAUCAUUUGGAAGGAACCAUACCUUAUUCUAUAGGUAAGUUGUCAAGUUUGAAACUACUCUAUCUAGCUUUAAACAAUUUUUCAGGCGAAAUACCUCAUUCUCUUUACAACCUAUCAAAUAUUCUAUAUUUUGAUCUGGGAGAAAAUGAUUUAUUUGGUAGUCUUCCAUCAAAUCUAAAUCUUAUUUUUCCUAAUCUUGUUGAAUUCUUAGUAGGAGAUAACCAUAUAACCGGAAACUUUCCUACAUCAAUUUCCAACCUAACCGAUUUGGAAAGAAUUGAUAUAGGAGAGAAUUCUUUUAAUGGUCCAAUACCUAACACUUUGGGUCGAUUAAAUAAACUUGAGAUUUUCUCUAUCGGUUAUAAUAAUUUUGGGAGUGGAAGAGCUCACGAUUUGGACUUUCUUUCCUCAUUAUCCAACUGCACUAAAUUGUCAAUACUCGAUUUUCAAGUUAAUAGAUUUGGUGGUGAAUUUCCUGAUCUUAUAGGUAACUUUUCCACCAAUCUUAUUCGACUUGUUAUGCAAGUUAAUCAAAUAUAUGGAGUGAUACCUAAGCGAAUUGGACAACUUACCGGGUUAACUUACUUAAACCUUGCAAAUAAUUUGUUUGAGGGAACAAUUCCAGAUUCAAUUGGAAAUCUUACAAAUCUAAUAAGAUUGUCCUUGCAAGAAAACCAAUUAUCUGGAAAUAUUCCUACGAGUAUUGGCAAUCUUGCAGUCUUGUCUGAAUUUUAUCUAGCUGAUAACAAAUUAGAAGGACGCAUUCCAUUUACCCUCCGAUAUUGCACCCAAAUGCAAAAAUUAGAUAUUUGUGAUAACAAACUGAGUGGUGAAAUACCUAAUCAAACAUUUGGCUAUCUAGAAGGUUUGAUAAAUUUGUUCUUAUACAACAAUUCGUUGACUGGUCUCAUUCCUUCAGAGUUUAGUAAUUUGAAGCAUCUUUCACAAUUGUAUCUACACUCAAAUAAGUUGUCUGGUGAAAUUCCAAAUGCUCUUGCUUCUUGCUUAUCAUUGACAGAUCUUGGGUUGGGGAGAAACUUCUUACAUGGAAGUAUACCUUUAUUCUUGACUUCUUUAAAAUCCUUAGAAGUCUUAGACAUUUCUUACAACAAUUUCUCAAGUACAAUCCCCUUUCAACUAGAAAACCUGACAUUUUUGAAUUAUUUGGACUUGUCAUUUAACAAUUUGUAUGGGGAAGUUCCCAAAGAAGGUGUCUUUAGCAAUGCCACAACAGUUUCACUAAUUGGAAAUAAGAACCUUUGCGGUGGGAUAUCUGAAUUGAAGCUUCCACCAUGUUUGAAGACACCUUCCAAAAAACAGAAAAGAUCUCAAAAAAAGAAACUUAUCAUAGUUAGUGUAUUUAGUGGAAUUUUGAUCUCUUUCAUAGCUUUUAUGAUUGUGCAUUUUCUUACUAGAAAGUCCAAAAAGUUACCUUCUUCACCAUCUCUGCUAAAUAGGCCACUGAGAGUUACUUACGGAGAGUUACAUGAAGCAACCAAUGGAUUUUCUUCAGCCAAUUUGGUAGGGACAGGAAGUUUUGGAUCUGUUUACAAAGGAUCUCUUCUCAACUUUGAAAGACCUAUUGCUGUAAAGGUGUUGAAUCUUGAAACACGCGGGGCAGUAAAGAGUUUCGUGGCAGAGUGCAAAGCUCUAGGAAAGAUGAAACACCGGAAUCUUGUGAAGAUCCUAACUUGUUGUUCAAGUGUUGAUUACAACGGUGAAGAUUUCAAGGCUAUUGUUUUUGAGUUCAUGUCUAAUGGGAGUCUAGAAAAAUUGUUGCAUGAUAAUGAAGGAUCUGAAAAUCAUAGUCUCAGUCUCUUACAAAGGGUAGACAUUGCUCUUGAUGUAGCCCAUGCGUUGGAUUAUCUUCACCAUGACGAAGACCAGGUUGUAGUUCAUUGUGAUAUUAAGCCAAGCAAUGUUCUUCUUGAUGAAGAUAUUGUUGCCCAUUUGGGAGACUUUGGUUUAGCUAGACUCAUUCAUGGAGCCGCCGAACAUUCAAGUAAAGAUCAAGUUAGUUCCUCAACAAUUAAAGGAACUAUAGGAUAUCUUCCUCCUGAGUACGGAGCAGGCGGUCCAGUAUCAUCGCAGGGAGAUAUCUACAGUUAUGGAAUUCUUCUAUUAGAAAUGCUCACUGGAAAGAGGCCAAUAGAUAACAUGUUUUGUGAGAAUGUAAGCCUACAUCAAUUUUGCAAGAUGAAAAUUCCAGAGCAAAUUCUUGAGGUAGUGGAUCAACGUUUGCUUGAGCCAUUUGUUGAAGAUCAAACAGGGAUUGUGGAAAACAAGGUUAGGAAGUGUUUGGUGAUGUUUACUCAAAUAGGAGUUGCUUGUUCUGAAGAAUUUCCUAACCAGCGGAUGUUGAUAAAAGAUGUUAUAGUUAGGUUGAAUGAAAUCAAAUCAAGGUUGCCAUGAUAUAAACAACAUUGCUACUGUGAUAAUAAUAUAAUUGUGUUCAUAAGAAAUCUUGAGUAGUCUUGUAUCCGUCAAAUGUUUUUUCUUGUGUUAGUUUGAAUUACAAUUUCUAUGUAUUUGGUUAAUAAUUUGUGUUUGUAAUAAGUUGCAUUAAAUGCAAGAUGUUGUUUGGAAAUAUUGUUAGUUAUAUGCAUAUUUAAC
Molecule: messenger RNA, 3240 nt
Organism: Vicia villosa (hairy vetch)
Lineage: Eukaryota; Viridiplantae; Streptophyta; Magnoliopsida; Fabales; Fabaceae
Product: probable LRR receptor-like serine/threonine-protein kinase At3g47570
Exons: 2
Coding region: 16-3039 (1007 amino acids)
Biological process (GO): protein phosphorylation
Molecular function (GO): protein kinase activity; protein binding; ATP binding
Source: RefSeq, a predicted model, not a curated record